AAUUUGUGGCUCGAGACGCAGCCGUCAUUUAUGGCGUUCGCCUCCAGGAGUCACCAGAAGUCACCUAGCGGAGGUAUAAAAGACCCGCCAGGUAAACAUCAGGCAUGUUUCAUUUUAGAGUCCGGUUGAGCAGCAAGGAAAAAAAACAUUCACUCCUAAAGACAAACUGCAGCCUACAGACUGUUUGAAAAACGGCGAAGAAAAACCUGCGCGAAAUAUGAGAAGUCUAUCGCCGGUGUUGGUUCUCGCGAUAGUUCUGAUGCGUAACAAUGGGACUUCGGCCAGGAGCCUGCGGGGCUCGAGCUCUGCGGAGUGGCCCCUCGCGACAGGUCGCGGACCGACCAGUUUCUCAGAGCUGACGGUGGCCAAGAGGACGGAUUUAACGGACAUCUUACCGGAGAACCACAACCCGUGCAUCUCCCUGAGAGGGAACGACGAGCAGCGUCAACUACUCUGCAACGACCGGCGGAGUCCGUUCAACUACAAUCCGUUCGGGCUCCGCUUCGGGAAACGGUUUCUGCCCGUGAAAACCGACCGCUUGUCUCAAGGAAGUCUCGCGAGACCGAGGACGAUAACUUUUUUACCCGUUUUCCUCAACCCGCGAGAUUUGGAAAUCACGACCUAAUGAAGUAGCCGUGUCCGCCUGUCCAGCAGUUUUCGCGUUGCAAGUCAAAUAUUUUAAAUUAAUGUCGUUAACUUCACGAUUUGUGAUAUUCCUAUCCCAUCUUUUACAAUCUUGUGUUAUUUUUUCCCAUGAAUAAACCUUUUGUACCGUUCUUGUGUGGUGAUGAGUUACUUUCCAAAAAAUAUUUUUUUAUAUGAAAUGGAGUUUAAUCGGUAGCUUUGAUCAAAUUUUUUUUUAAUGUUCCUCUUUUGUAAACCACGUUUAUCUAUGUUGUAUAAUGUACUGUUGUAAGAACAUCCACCACUAGGGGGAACUGUUGUUCCUGAAUUUUGUUUACUGUACUGGCAAACCACAACACACACGGACACAUUAAGGAUUGUAAUUUAUUAACCCACGUAUCACCACUUACAACAUUUACAACAAAGGUGUGUUAUUGUACUCCAAAUACAACAAAAUAACACAUUUGGACUAUGGAAUAAUUUUGCUUGCUUGCUUUAUUUUUUUCCUACCAUUAUUUUCUAUGUUGGCUAAACAGAUCAUCCUGCUCAUAGAGUCAUAUGGUUCCAUGGUGGUUAGACACUGGAACUAGACUCUAUAAUUUAGGGACUAUCUCAAUACAGCUGGUUACUGUCUACUAAACUGGUCCCGUACAGGGAGAUUAACCAGGUGAUGGGAGUCCACUAUGUGCCCAACCAACUAACCAGGUGAUGGUUACCUGUGACCUCAAGGUUAUCUAUUAAAAGUGCGAAAACAAAGUCAUCGCUUCAAUCAGGGGUCAAAUAGCCAAUUCCUAGCAGGGAUUCAAACACACCUCUGCUGGUAACAACAGUAGGACAGUGCUGGUGGAAACAACACAACAGAAAGUAU
This is a messenger RNA of Gadus macrocephalus (Pacific cod), 1492 nucleotides long. RefSeq names its product kisspeptin 2 (gene kiss2). The coding region runs from base 218 to 625 and encodes 135 amino acids. The record is from RefSeq and is a predicted model, not a curated record. The transcript has 2 exons. NCBI's taxonomy places the organism in Eukaryota, Metazoa, Chordata, Actinopteri, Gadiformes, Gadidae.